AUAUUAAUUUAUUGGAUGAAUUACCCUGUCUAAACUCCCUAGAUUCAUGUCAAGCGUCCCAUUUUAUCUUCCGAUUUUGUAUUUAAGCAUUCUUCUUGGAUCUCUUAGUCUUUUUUCGUUUUUUUAUACAAAACAUAAGAACAUAAAAAUAUCACCUUUGGAAGAAUGGUUUUCGUCUAAUACAUCGAGGGACAUUUAUUUUUCGCUGCUUCAUCUUUCUGACUCGGUUCCGACGAAUAUUCUUAAAGCAGCAUUGUUAGAAAGGGCAAGAGAAAACUUGAAACGUAUUCAUGAGCUUCGUCUGAAGAAGACGGUUCUUAAUCAAGCAGUUCAACGGGGACUAUUGUCAAAUGAUUUAUGGAAACAAUUUCGUUUAUUAGAGAAAGAGCUCGAAUUAGAGGUAAUGGAUAUAUCGAAGGAGGCCCAGUCCUUCAGGAAGGAUUGGGGACAACUUAUUUUUCAAACGGCUAAUGAAAUGGUUCUGAAUGAGCAAUUACGACAAAAUAUCAUGCAAAUUAGAGAUAUGGCAGAAAGAGAAGGAAAAAGAUAUGAAAAAUUGAAAAAAAUCUCAGAAAAAGUCAAAGAAGAACAAAAACGAAUUGCAGAAACCGAAUUACUUAAAGAAGCUGAUUCUUUUAAUGUUUCUCAAAAAAAAAAAACAAAAAUAUAAUUUAUAUAUUUAUUAACUAAACAA
This is a messenger RNA of Pneumocystis carinii B80, 694 nucleotides long. RefSeq names its product DNA phosphorothioation-dependent restriction protein DptG. Gene Ontology annotation, biological process: post-translational protein targeting to membrane, translocation. NCBI's taxonomy places the organism in Eukaryota, Fungi, Ascomycota, Pneumocystomycetes, Pneumocystales, Pneumocystaceae. Gene Ontology annotation, cellular component: Sec62/Sec63 complex. The transcript has 3 exons. Bases 47 to 670 code for a protein of 207 amino acids. The record is from RefSeq and is a predicted model, not a curated record.